This is a messenger RNA of Daktulosphaira vitifoliae (grape phylloxera), 2178 nucleotides long. RefSeq names its product protein arginine N-methyltransferase 5-like. The record is from RefSeq and is a predicted model, not a curated record. The coding region runs from base 203 to 1945 and encodes 580 amino acids. NCBI's taxonomy places the organism in Eukaryota, Metazoa, Arthropoda, Insecta, Hemiptera, Phylloxeridae. Gene Ontology annotation, cellular component: cytosol; nucleus. The transcript is spliced from 2 exons. Gene Ontology annotation, biological process: regulation of DNA-templated transcription.
UUGAUUUUCUUAUAAUCAUUUUUGUCAUAAUUUUUCUGUAGUUAAUUAUGAAAUUUAAUUGAUUAUUUAAAAAAUGUUUGCGUUAUAUUAGUUGUUUAAGCAACACGAUGGAUCUGACCAUUUUUCCAAUUUAGAUAGGGCAUUUAGCAUUAAAUAUUUUAAACUUCACUUGUAAUAUUUAUUGAAUGAAGAGAUUUGUGAAAUGGCAUCACUAUGGCCAAUUAUAUCUAAAAUACCUGUAAAUUUAGCAUAUCAUUUCACGUCACACAUAAGUAUUGAAAAAUGUAUGGAGGAUGCUAUUAAUUGGCAUUGUAAAUUUAUUUGCAUUAAGUUAUUCAAAAAUAAACAAAUCUGUGAUUUGGAUUCAUUAUUUAUUUACUCUUGGCCUUGUCAUAUUAUUGCUAUAUUGCCAGAUGUAGACCAUGAUGAUUUUAAUGUUCAGUUGAAUAAACAAAAACAAUUUAACCAUGAAUUAAGUAUACUUUGUGGUUUCCAAGUAAAAAAUUUUUUAAUUAACCUUUCUAAUAAAUAUAUUAAUUUAGCACGAGUUAUAAGUAAAAAUUUGGAAAAACAAAUUUUUUUUCAUUUUAAAGUACCAAUAGAAAUCUGUUCAUGGGAUAAAUGGAACAAUUUCAGAAAUUUGAUUGGGUAUAGUUUACAAUUAGGAGUUGUGCUACACUUGAAUCAGAGUUUGCCGUCUUUAGAAGAAAUGAAAAGAUGGAUUGGUGAACCUGUUGUAGCUUUAUUGAUUGAAACUGACAUUUUCAUAUUAAAUAAAAAAAACAAUUUUAUCUUAAGAGAAGAACACGAAGAAGUAUUAAAGCUAGCUAUAAAACAAAAAUGGACAGUUAUGCUGUCAGGAGAGUCUAAACCUGAUAUAAUAAAUUAUUUUUAUUAUGUAUUGUUUGUAGCCAAAAAUGUUGAUAUACCGAUUCCUAUUUUAAAAUGUGAUAAUAUUUUGCAGUUACCUUUACAACCUUUGAGAGAUAAUCUCAUGUCAUGUGUUUAUAAUGUUUUUGAACAGGAUCCAGUUAAGUAUACACAGUAUCAAAAAGCUAUAUAUUCAGCAAUUAAGGAUAGAAAAUCAGAUAAUGUCGUUAUAGCUGUAAUUGGUGCUGGAAGAGGUCCAUUAGUAAAAGCCAGCUUAAGAGCUGCUGAUUCAGCUUCAGUCAAUAUAAAAGUAUAUGCUAUUGAAAAAAACGAAAAUGCUAUUCCAACAUUAUUAUUGUAUCAAAAAAAUCUAUGGGGUGAUUCAGUGCAGAUAGUUUUUACUGACGGUCGUGAUUGGGAUCCUCCAGAAAAAUGUGAUAUAAUGGUAUCUGAAUUGCUUGGUUCAUUUGGAGAUAAUGAAUUGUCUCCAGAAUGUUUAGAUGGAGCUCAAAAAUGUUUAAAAGAUGAUGGUAUCAGUAUUCCUUGUCAGUAUUCAUCUUUUUUGAGACCAGUUAUGUCGCAUACUUUGUAUAGUCAAACUACAGCAAAUACAAAUACCGAUGAUGCUUGUACAUCUACUUCCUCUAAUGCUGUUUUUGAACAAAUGUAUGUUGUUCUACAACCUGAUAGUUAUAAACCAAAUCAUCCUAAAAUUUUAUUCAUAUUUGAUCAUCCCUCUAAAACUAUAUCAGAUAACUCAAGAUAUAAAUGUUUAGAAUUUGAAAUUAAUGCUAAUAUGCAACUGCAUGGUUUUAGUGGAUAUUUUCAUUCUGUUUUGUAUAAGGAUAUAAUAAUAAGUAUUGAGCCAAAAACUGAAAGUGUUGGUAUGUUUAGUUGGUUUCCAGUAUUUUUCCCCAUCAAAGAUACUAUGCUUGUGAAAGCUGGGGAAAUUAUAACAGUUCAUUUUUGGAGAUGUUGUAAUAAAUAUAAAGUAUGGUAUGAAUGGUGUGUUUCAUCACCUAAACAAACACCUGUGUAUAAUUGCAAUGGAGAAUCAAGUUCCAUGAGGUUAUAAUUUUUAAAAUUCAUGUUAAGAAUGAAUAUAUUUUCAGCAUAUUUCAUGAUAUUUUAAAAUUUGUUAUAAUAUUGAAAAUAUAUUAUAAAUUCUGAAAUAUUAAAAUUGUGUAUAAAAAAUAUAAAGAAAAUUAUCUGUGAUAAUACAAUUUUUAUGUCAUAAUUGCAAUUAUCAUUAACUUGAAAAUUUAUUUCUUAUUUAUUAACUGUAAAUAUUUAAGUAAAUGCUACUUU